Molecule: messenger RNA, 2646 nt
Organism: Lingula anatina
Lineage: Eukaryota; Metazoa; Brachiopoda; Lingulata; Lingulida; Lingulidae
Product: glutamate-rich protein 6-like
Source: RefSeq, a predicted model, not a curated record
GCAGUCUCCAUCACCACCUCAAACAAUCCGCUGGAAGUGCUGUCACGUUUCUGUUUAACAUGGAACACCUGGGCUAGUUAAACAACUGAGAGAGCUGAUAAAACAAACUGAACACAAUGGAGGAAAGAGAGAGAGCAGGAAGCAGAACAGGCUCUGUCUCCUCAGGUCUUGGGCCACUACGAAGUGGAAAAAACACACCCCUUGAGAGCAUUGACAUUCGACCAGCCAGUCGUUCAGGGAAGAACACUCCUCUUGAGAACAUUGACAUUCGACCAGCUAGUCGGUCAGGGAAGAAUACCCCCCAGGGUAGCCGCAGUGCUAGCAGAAUCGCUGAUCUUCCAGAAGAGGAGAUUGUGAGGAAUAUGCCGCAGGUGAAACCACUGCCACCUAUUGGCAAAGAGAAUAAAGAUGGCGGUGCACAAAGUGGGAGGACAAGCCCAGCCGAGAGUGUCAGCAGUCAAGGUUCUGCUGCGCAAACCUCCAAACCCAGGAUUAUUGCCUUCAGGAGAGAAAUGAGUUACGACAGCGGUUCUGACGACUCUGAUGACAGCACACAAAGGAAGAAAACCACCACACCUGCUAUACGCGAAACCUCCACCAAACUUGGGUUAGACGGCAGAACACACACCGUAAUCUCCACUCCCUGCCAGACGGAGUGGAGCUGGACCGAGACUAUGAAGAAAGCAGGGUUGCUAGGAGACUCGGACGACAAUGCAGAUGGAUUGGACACAGGAAGACUCAGUGGACAAGAAGCCAGAGCCAAGAGCCGAGGCGACAAGUCCAAGUCGAGUCUGUCAGUGGCCAGGUCUGUGGACGAUGACGCGGUCAGCAAAGUGCCCUCUAUUGGUCCGUCAGAAUCUUUCCCUCCCAGGGACGAUGAGUAUGGUAUUCCUAUCCUGGAGCUGGACACCAGUGAUACUGAAGAUGAUGACUAUGAUGAGGGUGCAGACACACUGCCCAGUAUAGGACCACCUGAUAUACUCAAGUUUAAAAGAGAAACAGAAAAGGACAGUGAAAGCAGCAGCCUGGAUUUGGAGGAACGUGAAAAUGAAUUCAAGGACUUAAUUGGCAAAAGUGUGGACAGCAAGGGGCGCCCUCUAGGGAUUUUUACUGGAGUCUGUGAGUUCUGUCAAAAGACAAUUAAACCUUUUCCAUCAAUGGAGGAGCAGCAGUCAAAGCCACCAGAUCAGUUAUACUGUUGUGAAGAGUAUAGGCAGUUUGUACACUUUGCUUUGUUCAACCCCAUGGAAACAGAACACAAGGUGGAUGAGAAAAUUGAUAUCAAACCUCACGGACCAUUUGGCAGCAAACAAGCCAGAAGAGCAGCCAAGGAGAGAGCUGUUUUAAGGAUGCGUGAGCGUGAACUUGCCAGAGCCCAACAGGUGGCAGCAGCGCAGCAGGCAGCGGCAGGUGGCGGGGGAGUCUCCAAUUUCUUUACGUUUGCCAGGGCGAUGAAGACCAUCAACUACCAGUUGUCCAGUCAGCGCUGCCUGGAUGAGGGGUGGACAGUGCGGCCCCCCAGUCCACUGUGGGAGGAAGCCAAGGACCCAGAUGUGUUCAGUGUAGAGGAUGUGGAUUUCACUAUGAAUGCUAAGGAGGGACUAGGCUGGGAGCUGAGAAAGAGGGGCGUCACACUGGAGAAGUACUAUGAAGAUGGCAGCAUAUUCCUGGUCCUGUUUCCUGACGGUACGGGACAUGUCUACUAUCCAUCAGGCAACUUGGCUAUUGGAAUAUCCUCCACCACCCCCGGGAAAUUCACCUAUGUCAUCCUGGAGGACGCCGCGGAGGAGCCGCAGGUGCUGGGCGUAUUUGAGCCUAAUGGGCACGCUGGCUGCUACUUCCACAAUGGGAAACUAAGACUGUGUUUAGAUCAGAUGGGAGGAAUUGAGUUGGACAUCAAUGGUGCUAAGAAGAAAAAGUGGAACUGGAAAGACGUGACAACGCAUGUGCAUGCGCCGCCAUUCCAGCCCAUCUGUUUUGCGUUGAACCGUUGCCUUAGCUUGCGGUUUCUGGACCAGGACAACAUCUCCUUACUGUUCCAGUCUCACAAACAGAGUUGUAAAUUUAAUGUUGGAGCCAAAUUGAAGCUUGUAAAUCCAGAGUACAUUCCGGUGAAAGAGAUAGAGGAAAAUGAAGUAUUCCUCAGUGAAUGUAAAACUAAAGUCGAGUUUCUGUUAGACAAAGUAGCUAACUUAAUGAAGUUCCCCAAGUCCCCCAAACUGGACAAACUCCAGCCACCCCUUUCAGUGGUCAGUCAGGCUCAGAGAACGGAGAAACUGAGGAGGUCCAGGGCCGUCCAGGAGGCCGCCAAACAGGAACAGAACAAGACCAGCGUGUCAGUCACAUGAUUACUUGACCUAUUUUAAUUUGCUAUCAAAACCAAUUAGAAUAAAGGAGUAGAGGUGUUCAAAUGGUCUGCUAAUGAAGUAAGGUAGAUGCGUUUGUAAUGGUCCACACAGGUCACAUCAGUGGACUUGUGUUCUGUGAAGUUGUCACACUGGUGGCUGCAGCGGGAUCACUGUAUAUAGUUUUAAAAUACAGGUGACAAGCAAUGAUAGCAGGAGGUGAAUAAACUCAACUCAGUACAUCUUCCUGUAGUUAGUUGAUGUAUUUUUUAACCUGGAUAGCAAGGGUGUUUGGGGGGGG